AGCAUAAUAUUUUUAAACGUAACCGUGAAGAACAAUCGAAAUGUAAUUUUACACACAUAACUUAUUGACAAGGAGUUUCAUAAUCACAAAGCGGAACAAACACUCGCGUAUGUGUAAAUACUUUACAAGGAGAAUGGUUUGUUUUUCAGUAUGGGUCGGACCGCAGCUGGGGCAGGAGGAGGGCAGGGCGGGAUCAAGCAGCCUGCCGCCGUUAACGGAAGCUCAGCCAUUCGACUCAGAUACCUUUUCCUCACCGCCACCGUCUUCGGAGGAAGCUAUGUCCUUAUAUCUCUCACUACUUACACUAACACCGUAUACGUCAGCAACGAGGCUCAAUUCGGCUACUCGAGGGACUUACAUUAUCAAAAAGAACAAAGUGAGAGAUACACGAUAAGAACUAAAGGCUGCAGUAUACCAGGCCUCGACCCCUACGAUGAACAUAUCAAAGAAUUUGUAAAAUUCCCCCGGAAUAUGAAGUCAUGUCCUAACGUCAAUAAAACUUUGUUACAAAAUAACAGGACGCAUAUUUGGGUGUUGGAAGAAAAUAAGGCACAUUACAAUAUUACUGAAGAUCAAGAUUUCUCUUGUUGCUACAAAGCAUUUCAUCGGCCUGCGACUAUACAAGAUAUCGACGGUACAGAAAUAGACGAUCGUGUCAAGUAUCAAGAUUGUAUUCAUUUUGACGACUUCAUAAAAGUGACUGACGAAUUUGUGCGAGUUUUGUGUUAUUCCGAUGGGUUGGAAAGCUAUCAACAAUUUUUUUUAUUUGCACCACACAAAGAAUUUAUGUCACACGGUAACAAAGAAAUAACGGGUUACAAGCGAGCAUAUAAUGUAAUAGUCAUGGGCAUAGAUGCAGUUUCGAGGAUGAACUUUCACAGGACGAUGCCUAAAACAUUACAGUUUUUGAAGAGCAAAGAAACUGUUGAGUUGAUUGGAUAUAACAAAGUUGGCGAUAAUACGUUUCCAAAUCUAAUACCUCUGCUUCUCGGAAUCAAAGAAAGUGAAUUGAAAACAACGUGUCUGCCUUAUGAUCAACUGACAUUUGACAACUGCCCGUUUGUGUGGGAGUGGUUCAAGCAGGCGGGGUACUACACGGCGCUCGGCGAGGACUCCUCGCUGUUGGGCAGCUUCAAUUACUUGAGGGUAGGCUUCAGCAAAACUCCCACGGAUUAUUAUCUCCAUACCUUUAUAAAUGAAGCCGAAACAAAAUCUGGAAAAGUCAAAGAUUUUAAUUCGUACCUUUGCAUGGAUGCAAAGUAUUUUUUUCAAGUUUUGUUAGACUACAUAGAGGAUUUAACGAUAACUCUAAGAUCAUCGAAAUUAUUUGGAUUUUUCUGGGAAAUAACUAUGAGCCAUGAUUAUCUUAAUUAUCCAAUGAUAAUGGACUCCAGUUAUGAAUUAUUUUUUAAGAAACUGGAAAGAUCCAACUAUUUAGAUGAUACAAUUGUUGUACUUUUAAGUGAUCAUGGAAUGAGAUGGGGCGAUAUCAGGUCGACAAAGCAAGGACGAUUAGAGGAAAGAUUGCCAUUUGUAAACAUUUUGUUGCCACCAUCAUUUCGAGAAACAUACGUUUCGGCGUUUAACAACCUGCGAAUAAAUAGUCGACGACUGACCACACCGUUUGACUUACACGAAACAUUAAACGAUCUCGUAAAUUUAGAAUACAUUGAAGAUGAUAAAAUAAGAUCUCGAAGUAACGAAUUCUAUGCUUUUAAGAGAGGUAUUAGUUUAUUUUUACCGAUACCGGAUAACAGAACUUGUGAAAUGGCAAGUAUCGACGAUCAUUGGUGUACAUGUCAUAAGGGUAAAAAGUUAUCCAAGGACAGCAGCGAAGCAAUUGAAGCAGCAACUCAUUUAGUGCGUCAGUUGAAUUAUCUUCUAAAAGAUCAUAUUCAAUGUGCUAAACUAGUUCUCUCACAGUUAAUCGAUGUUACGGAAAUGGAAGUAGGAACUCCAAGUGUUGAUGAAGUAGGUUGGCGAGAAUUUAUGGUGACAGUUCAGACCACUCCCGGUAAUGGAAUAUUUGAAGCGACACUCCGACAAAGUAAAGUCGAAUGGACACUCGCCGGUACUAUCAGCAGACUAAAUCUUUACGGUGAUCAAAGUAUAUGCAUACAUAACUAUCAACUCAAAUUAUAUUGCUAUUGUCAAUAAUGGAACCCGUUUAUACGAAUAACUUUGUACGUGAACAGAUUUCAUUUUAAAUAUCGUAUGAAAUCUAAUCCUUGUAAGAAGAGAAAAAUUUCCGGAAACUGAG
Molecule: messenger RNA, 2260 nt
Organism: Papilio machaon (common yellow swallowtail)
Lineage: Eukaryota; Metazoa; Arthropoda; Insecta; Lepidoptera; Papilionidae
Exons: 1
Coding region: 151-2157 (668 amino acids)
Source: RefSeq, a predicted model, not a curated record